UUUACUCGGAGUUUCUUACUUCGAUCUCUCGUGUGUGACUGACUGCGCCACCAGAAAAUUUCAUCGAUUGCUCCUUGUUGGAGGAAAAACAAGAUAUGAAUUCUCGAGAGAAGGAGCUUAUUUGUGAGCUAUGUGGAGCAACUUACUCAGAAAAAGGCAAACUGGAAAAGCAUAAACAAAAACAUGCUUGGAAAUCAUUUGAUGACUUUUUCUCUGACAUUUGUGACAAAUCUGAUCCACUUAAACAUGAAUCAAGAGAGCACCAAGAAGUCCACACUGGAGAGAAACCAUUUGCUUGUGAUAUUUGCCAAGAAACCUUCUCGCGAAAACAUCGCCUGACCGCCCAUCAACGUAUUCACACUAGAGAGAAACCGUUUGCUUGUGACAUUUGUCAAGAAACCUUCUCGCGAAAACAUCGCCUGACUGCCCAUCAGCGUACUCACACUGUAGAGAUGCUAUUUUUUUGUGCCAUUUGUGGAAAGUUCUUUUCACAGAGAGGUGACCUGAUCACUCAUCAGCGUGUCCACACCGAGGAGAAACAAUUUGUUUGUGACAUUUGUGAAAAAACGUUUUCUCAGAAAGCCCAACUGAUAAGUCACCAGAUAAUCCACACUGGAGAGAAACCAUUUAGUUGUACCGUUUGUCAAAAAACCUUCUCACAAAAAUUGAAACUGACUGUCCAUUAUCGUGUCCACACAAGAGCAAAACCAUUUGAUUGUGACUUUUGUGGAAAAUUCUUUACACUAAGAGGCGAACUGACCGCACAUGAACGUGUCCACACUGGAGAGAGACCAUUUGUUUGUGACAUUUGUGACAAAGCAUUUGCUCAAAAAAACAAUUUAACUAGACACCAGAAAACUCACACAGGAGAGAAACCGUUUGUUUGUGACAUCUGCGGGAAAGCUUUUCCCGUUAAUACCUCCCUUGUCGGCCACAUGAGAGUCCACACUGGAGAGAAACCAUUCGCUUGUGACAUUUGUGGAAAAACAUUUUCACUUAAAACCACUCUUGCCUGCCACAUUCUGGGGGUCCAUCCAGGAGACAAGCCAUUUGUUUGUGACAUCUGUGGAAAAGCCUAUUCCAAAAAAACCUGGCUAACUACCCAUCAGCAUAUCCACACUGGAGAGAAACCAUUUGUUUGUGACUAUUGUGGUAAAGCUUUUUCUCUUAAAACCAACCUUGUCCGCCACCAGAAAAUCCACACUGAAGGGAAACCAUUUGUUUGUGACAUUUGUGGGAAAGCAUUUGCUCAUAACAAAAUUCUGGUUGACCACCAGAGAAUCCAUUCUGGAGAGAAACCCUUUGUUUGUGACAUUUGCGGGAAAGCCUUUUCGGUCAAAACUUCCCUCGCUAGCCACCUAAAAAUACACACUGGAGAUAAACCAUUUGUUUGUGGUGUUUGCGGAAAAGGUUUUUCACAUGAAACUUUUCUGAAAGUCCAUCAGGAUGUUCAUACUGAUGAGAAACCAUGUUUGCAGCAUUUGCAGAACAGCCUUCUCAAGCUAAACCAAGUUAAGUAGGAUUUGAAACUUUGCAUGGUGGAAAUAAGAUAUAGAAGAGUUUGCGGUAACACCAUGUAAUA
Molecule: messenger RNA, 1582 nt
Organism: Asterias rubens (European starfish)
Lineage: Eukaryota; Metazoa; Echinodermata; Asteroidea; Forcipulatida; Asteriidae
Product: zinc finger protein OZF-like
Exons: 2
Coding region: 96-1520 (474 amino acids)
Biological process (GO): regulation of transcription by RNA polymerase II; central nervous system development
Cellular component (GO): nucleus
Molecular function (GO): RNA polymerase II cis-regulatory region sequence-specific DNA binding; DNA-binding transcription factor activity, RNA polymerase II-specific
Source: RefSeq, a predicted model, not a curated record